This is a messenger RNA of Phalaenopsis equestris, 1680 nucleotides long. Its product is annotated as NADH-ubiquinone oxidoreductase chain 2-like. Gene Ontology annotation, molecular function: NADH dehydrogenase (ubiquinone) activity. Gene Ontology annotation, biological process: ATP synthesis coupled electron transport. The record is from RefSeq and is a predicted model, not a curated record. The transcript has a single exon. Lineage: Eukaryota; Viridiplantae; Streptophyta; Magnoliopsida; Asparagales; Orchidaceae.
AUGCUUUCAAUUAGUCUAAUUUCACUACUUAUUGCAGUACCACUAUUUUCCUACCGAAUUACUCCGAAUCUAUUUAAUCGGAUUACUUGCGUAAGCCUACUUUAUGCUUCAUUCCUCUCUUUCCAUACCUACGGUAUGAAUCAAGGUAUUUAUAAUGGACUUUUUCAUGUAACCACUGUUUCAAUGGCUGUUGAAUGUUUUAUCUUUCUAAUAGGAGCUAUAGUUCUUCUAGGUUGGGCUAGUCGUUAUACAGAAAUUGUGCCUCAUGGUAUAAAUACAGCUACUCCAACAAUUCCUGAAUAUUCUAUGAUAAUUCUAUUUACUACAAUUGGUGCUUCACUACUAGUAUCUAGUAGUGAUCUAGUAUCUAUGUUUCUAUCUAUUGAACUACAAAGCUUUGCUGUAUACGUUCUAGCUACACUUUAUAGAAAUUCAGAGUCAGCUACUGCAGCAGGUCUAAAAUACUUCCUUCUAGGAGGACUCUCUUCUGCACUAAUUCUUCUUGGUACAGCACUGAUCUAUGCAAGUACAGGUCUAACACAAUUUGAAGGAAUUUACAGUUUUGCUUCAGGAGAACAAACACUUGGUAUGCUUCUGAUUGGUGUUGGUUUUCUAUUUAAGGUAGCAUCUGCUCCUUUUCAUAAUUGAGCCCCUGACGUAUAUGAUGGUACACCUACUAUUGUAACAUCAUGGCUAAGUACAAUGCCUAAAAUUUCUAUCUUUGCCUUUCUUCUAGAACUACAAAAUGGCAUGUUUCAAUCCGGAGAGCUUAUUCUUAUUGCAUCUCUACUUUCACUAAUUGUUGGAACUGUACUAGGACUAUCUCAAAUUCGAAUUAAACGUCUUCUAACAUAUUCUACAAUUAGCCACGUAGGAUUUCUGCUUCUAGCUCUUGCCAUUAACAACGAAGAAUCUGUAGAAUCUUUCCUCUUUUACCUAUUCCAGUAUUCACUAACAAAUCUGAAUGUUUUUCUGGUACUCCUAGCCUUCGGUUAUGCAAUUUAUAAUAUAUCAGCUAAAACAGAAGAUAUCUCUCUCAUUCAGGAGCUACAAGGGCAAUUCACUAAAAACCCGCUACUUAGUCUGAGUUUCGCUCUUUGUCUAUUUUCUAUAGCAGGAAUUCCACCACUAAUAGGGUUUUUUGCUAAACAAAUAGUGCUAUACUCAUCAAUUCAUGCCGGACAUUACUUUAUGUCCAUUAUUGCUAUUAUUGUAAGUGUUAUUAGUGCUUCAUACUAUCUAAAAAUUAUCCAAGUAAUAUUCUUCUUUAAUUCUGGUACACAAUAUAAAGAAUGAGGAGGAUCACCUAUUACAACUGUGCACAGUACACUUAUUGCUGUACUUACUGCAAUUAUUACACUAUUUGUGUUUCAACCAUCUAUUCUACUAAAUGUAUGUCACCUACUGGCACUUAUGUCUCCUACUGGCACUUUCUCUAUUUUAUUAUUAAUGGCAACUAUUACACUAUUUAUUCUAUUUGUACCGGUACUUGUAGUUAUUCUACUAAUUGUAAAUCUACUACUAGCGGUACAUAAACCAGAUUCUGAAAAGGUAACCGCAUAUGAGUGUGGUUUUCAGCCAAUUUAUGGUCAAACACGUAAUCCGUUUGCAAUUUCAUUUUACGUAGUUGCUAUGCUUUUCCUUAUUUCGAUCUUGAAAUUCUACUCGUUUUUCCACUAG